GGGGAUGGUGUUUUGCCGUGGAGAUGGGUGUGGGAUGGGUGUGCCGUGGGAUGGGUGUGUGACAGUGCCGGUGUUACACCGGGACGGAGCCUGGCUUUCCGCGGGCAUGAGCUCUCCACCGCAGAGCUGGGUGGAACAGGGCUGAGCGCCGGGCAGGCUCAGUGAUGCGUGUGUGCUGGCUUGUGGGCAAAGAGAAAUGCGCUCAGCGAGUGAAACUGCCACACUUGGAAGCUGUGGUGGUUGGGCGUGGCCCAGAGACUGGGAUAACGGAUAAGAAGUGUUCACGGCAGCAAGUUCAGUUAAAAGCAGACUGUAACAAGGGGUAUGUCACAGUUAAACAGAUAGGAGUAAACCCAACUAGUGUUGAUCUUGUGAAUAUUGGCAAGGGUGAAGUGGUGAAAAUGAAGCCAGGCCAAGUUCUGCAUAUUGUAAAUAACCUUUACCCCUACACGGUGCAAUUUGCUGAAGAGUCUGGGAAAGCUGUUCCAGAAACAGACAAGAUGCCACAUGAAGGCUCCUGUGAGAAUGAUGAUACUGAGCUUGUGCCCAGAAAAACAAUGAAGCUGGAAGUGGUGGAUACACAAGGCAGUUCUAUAAUUCCAAAGCUUAGCAAUACCAGUGUAACUACACAUGAAGGAACUUCGAGCAAAAAGGAACAUUUAGGACACUGGAGUCAGGGUCUAAAGAGCUCCAUGCAAGAUCCAAAAAUGCAGGUUUACAAAGAUGAAAAGAUUGUAGUCAUCAAGGAUAAAUAUCCCAAAGCACGUUACCACUGGCUUAUCUUACCAUGGGACCCUAUUUCAAGCCUGAAGUCAGUCACCAGGGACCACCUUGCACUUCUGGAACAUAUGCAUUCCGUUGGGCAAAAAAUGAUUGAACAGUGCCCUGCCCGAGAGAGCCUGGAGUUCCGACUGGGUUACCAUGCUAUCCCCAGUAUGAGUCAGCUACAUUUGCAUGUAAUCAGCCAGGAUUUUGAUUCUCCAGCCCUGAAAACCAAAAAGCACUGGAAUUCUUUUACUACAGACUACUUCUUAAACUCUCAAGAUGUGAUAGAGAUGGUAAGAAGCAAGGGAAAAGUAAUGGUGAAAGACCAUACCUCUGAACUUCUCAAACUCCCCCUCAGAUGCCAUCGCUGUAAACAACAGCUGUCCACAAUCCCACAGUUAAAGGAACAUCUUCGGAAACACUGGCCAAAAUGAUUUUGCAAAAAAUAAUCUUUCAAUCUGUCUUCAGAUUUCAAGCCAACACAAAGACGACAAAAUGUUAAUGGAAAUGUAUGUUUAUUAACUAGAGUGACAUGUUGUAAUGUGGGGAAAAGUGGCCUGGAAACAGCAGCAUACUAAUUUAGUAAUAGCUUCAACAAAACCUCAAGCCCUCUUCUUCCUUCCUACUGAAAAUGUAAAUCAAGUGACUUCAGAAAUGGAAGCUUUUUGGUUGCAGCUUUAUUGUUGUACAGUCACACUAAUCUGUAAGUGAACUGAGGUCUGGGAGAAGUGCUUUGUUUGGAUGAAAGGAUUUAUUUUAAUUCAGAAGCUGAACUGAGCCCAGAUCUAGGUUUCUACUGAGAAAGGAAAGAAACAAUGAUCUAGAGGUCUUUCUCUUGACAUUUUCUGCUUACCACUGAAGUUCCUCCUGUGUGUUAAUGUUGCAGGCAGUGGUGUGGCUGACAGAAUGUACUGUCAGUGGAGAGGCAGGAGCAGCAGCUGAUUACCCCCACUUCGCUGAAAGGCCUGACUGUUCAGUGCUGCUGAACUGCCCCUCAGCUUGGGGACAGCCACUGCUCAGGCUCUAAGUGGAGCAAAAAUCUCAUUUGGGUACAAGGAUGUAUUUAAACAUUUUUUAUGUAAUACAUUUGUAAUACACAAUGACCAGCUUUACUGCUUCCUAGAGUAAUAAAACGAUCAAGGUUUGCA
Molecule: messenger RNA, 1913 nt
Organism: Zonotrichia albicollis (white-throated sparrow)
Lineage: Eukaryota; Metazoa; Chordata; Aves; Passeriformes; Passerellidae
Gene: APTX
Product: aprataxin
Biological process (GO): single strand break repair
Cellular component (GO): nucleus
Molecular function (GO): double-stranded RNA binding; single-stranded DNA binding; protein binding
Source: RefSeq, a predicted model, not a curated record